GGAUAUAGUGAAUGCAGGGUCCGGGGAGAGCAGAUAUAGUGAAUGCAGGGUCCCGGGAGAGCAGAUAUAGUGAAUGCAGGGUCCGGGGAGAGCGAAUAUAGUGAAUGCAGGGUCCGGGGGGAGAGCGGAGAUAUAGUGAAUGCAGGGUCCAGGGAGAGCGGAUAUAGUGAAUGCAGGGUCCGGGGAGAACAGAUAUAGUGAAUGCGGGAGUCCGGGGAAAGCGGAUAUAGUGAAUGCAGGGUCCGGGGAGAGCAGAUAUAGUGAAUGCAGGGUCCGGGGAGAGCGGAUAUAGUGAAUGCGGGGUCCGGGGAGAGCGGAUAUAGUGAAUGGAGGGUCCGUGGAGA
Messenger RNA from Staurois parvus, 344 nucleotides. The record is from the annotation of a GenBank genome assembly. Lineage: Eukaryota; Metazoa; Chordata; Amphibia; Anura; Ranidae.